Molecule: messenger RNA, 534 nt
Organism: Manihot esculenta (cassava)
Lineage: Eukaryota; Viridiplantae; Streptophyta; Magnoliopsida; Malpighiales; Euphorbiaceae
Product: 30S ribosomal protein S31, mitochondrial
Exons: 1
Coding region: 141-401 (86 amino acids)
Biological process (GO): plastid translation
Cellular component (GO): plastid; ribosome
Source: RefSeq, a predicted model, not a curated record
AUUGGGCCUUCUAAAAGCCCAUAUAAAUAUCCAUCAUCUUAACCCGACCCGGACCAAAACUGUGAAAUAUCGAAUAUAGCCAUACCCUCCCUCCUCUCCCCUCUCUAGUUUUCCUGUCAGCUUGUGUGCGAAAAUCAGUAAUGGCGAGGAUGAUGCAAUGGUGCGGCGCUGUGGCAAGGCGGAUGAUGGCGGCUCAGCCGGAACCAACGGCAAGCAGAGUUGGGGUGGGAGCGACGCCGAUCCUGUGUGGGAGAGGGGAUAAGAGGACAAAGAGAGGGAAGAGAUUCAAGGGAUCAUACGGAAAUUCGAGGCCGAAGAAGGACAAGAAGAUUGAAAGAACCCAGGACAAGGUUGAGGUCCCCAGGUCGACCCCUUGGCCUCUCCCCUUCAAGCUUAUCUAAUUUUCAUUGUUACUUCUUUUCUUUUCACGCUCUCUGCGUCUCCAGUGACAUGUAGCUCUUCUUGUUGGUAUUUGGCUUAGGGUUUGUACGUUCUCUUCCAUCAGAAAUAUAUGUACAUUUCCUUGGUUUACAA